This is a messenger RNA of Chlorella variabilis, 1830 nucleotides long. RefSeq lists its product as hypothetical. The coding region runs from base 1 to 1221 and encodes 406 amino acids. The record is from RefSeq and is a predicted model, not a curated record. The transcript has 12 exons. Gene Ontology annotation, molecular function: glycosyltransferase activity. NCBI's taxonomy places the organism in Eukaryota, Viridiplantae, Chlorophyta, Trebouxiophyceae, Chlorellales, Chlorellaceae.
AUGUCCGGCUUUUUGCAGGCCAGAGCCCCUAGCCCCGUUCUAUCGACCUUGCAGCGGCCAUGCAGCCAGCGGAUGCGGCGGCACGGCUUUGAGCCGUACAACGAGCCUUGCGAGACACCUGUGGAAGCAUUCUGCCCUAACCAGUGCAACGGCAUGCAAGAGAAGGAGCGGCCGUGGCUCAAGCCAUACGUGCACACGCCCGCAGCGCUCGACCCGGACCCAGGCGCAACCCGAAAGCGCCCGCUCAUUUUGGUUUAUGAGCUGCCGCCAUUUUACAACUCAGUCAUGAUGCAGUAUCGUGUAUCUCGCAAGGGCUGCGUGCACCGUUUCUUCGACGAUGGCAACAACACAGUGUUCAACGAUUACCGGCAUUUGUACAACCCCGAGCCUGGCUUGCGCGAGAUGCUGCUUCAGAGCGAGCACCGCACUCUGGACCCCGAAGAAGCCGACUUCUUUUACAUACCUGCGCCACCGACUUCGCACUCCGCAGGCGCCACCGACUUCCCUUACUUCCACGGUGGGCCCGUGGCCUGGCGCACACACGCGGCAGCAAACAUGUUCAUAGAGGUGUUCGACUGGAUCUGUGCCCAUUAUCCCUACUGGGACCCGCGACGGAGGCAGAGACCACAUCGUGGUGGGUGGUGGUCGGACAUAGGCUGGCUGGCUGGUUGGCUGGCUGGCUGGGCCUGUGGAAGGCGCUCCUUCCAUGACGAGGGCUCCUGCUGGGUGCCUGCUGUGCUGCGCCCCGCCAUCAUCCUCUCCCACUGGGGCCACACCGAGUUUCCGCACGCCAGCGGCAUGGGCUACUGGCCAGACAACUACACGCAUGACACGCGGCACCCGGACCUGGUGCUGCCUGUCAUGCACAGCGCGCAAAAAUACCUGGCCAGCCCCAUGCUGGGCGCUCCCACCCGUGAGCGCCGCAUCCUGGCCUUCUUCAAGGGCCGCACCCAGCAGCAUAACCCCAAGUUUUCAAGAGGCAUCCGCCAGAAGCUGGAGAACCUAACGCGUGAGUAUGUGCUCGUAUUGUGGCGAGCAGACUGGUGGGGCAAGCACAAGGUCCACAUCGGGCAGGGGAUGCCGGAGGGAGAGAGCGACUCUUACAGCGCCAUGGUGGCGCAGUCCAUCUUCUGCUUUGAUCUCAUGGGAGAUGGCUUCUCCCCUCGCACGGACGAUGCCAUUAUCCAUGGAAGGACACGGAGCGCGUGCCGGAGAUACUGAAGGCCAUCAGCCAGGAGGACAUAGCACGCAUGCAGGCAAACCUGGCCAAAGUGUGGCGCCGGCAUCUGUGGUCUGGCUUCCGGCCUUACACCAGCCAGGUCAGGCAGCUGCUGGCUGAGCGCAAGGAGGAGCACAAAGCUCCAGAGGAGGCCGGAUUUCCUAGGAAGAGCCCUAAAUCCGAGGUUCCGAGGCCCGCCUCUUCCUAGGAAGGAAACACCUCAGAUUGUCAGAGCUAGGAGAAGGGUCAGAUCCUAGCGGCGCCUCGUGGCGGCGGCGGCCAGCUGGCAUCUUUCUCUGACUCUUCCGAUCUUUCCGAGUUUUCCGAUUUUCUGAGGGCCGCGAGGCCAUCCGAGUUUUCCGAGUUUUCCGAGUUUUCUGUGGGCCGCCUGGCCAUCCGAGUUUUCCGAUCCUUCCGAGUUUUCCGAUGGGAGGCAGGAGGCAGCAAAAAGCGUGUCCUCAACAAUUUUCAGUGCGGUAUCACUAGUGGGAGGUUGAAUUAAGCAGCAUUACACCCAAACAUUGAGGAAAAGCAGCGCGCGCGCCGCGCGGCGGGAGCGGCUCCGCCAGCUCAGCGUUGCCGCCAUUCAGUUUAUACGUCUCCCUGAUGUU